Messenger RNA from Mytilus trossulus (common blue mussel), 1128 nucleotides. Its product is annotated as acetylcholine receptor subunit alpha-type unc-38-like. Gene Ontology annotation, cellular component: neuron projection; synapse; plasma membrane. The transcript has a single exon. Gene Ontology annotation, molecular function: excitatory extracellular ligand-gated monoatomic ion channel activity; transmitter-gated monoatomic ion channel activity involved in regulation of postsynaptic membrane potential; transmembrane signaling receptor activity. NCBI's taxonomy places the organism in Eukaryota, Metazoa, Mollusca, Bivalvia, Mytilida, Mytilidae. Gene Ontology annotation, biological process: signal transduction; regulation of membrane potential; nervous system process. The record is from RefSeq and is a predicted model, not a curated record. Bases 1 to 1128 code for a protein of 375 amino acids.
AUGAACUAUCAGUUUGCAAGACGACUCUACGAUACUGCUCUUUCAAAUUAUACUAGGCAUGUUAAACCAAGACAGUUAAGUGCUGAUGUCGUAGAUGUCAACGUCGAGUUCAAUAUACAUGCAGUCAUAGACUAUGAUGAAAAAUCUGGUGUUUUCGUCUUCCAAGGAAAAUUCAAACUAACAUGGUGGGAUGAAAUGAUUAUGUGGAAUAAAAGUGACCAUGGUAAUAUUGAUAUGGUACAACUUUCAAUACACGAUGUGUGGGUCCCAAAGAUUGUUAUUGGAAACAGUAUAUCUUAUCAUUCUUUAUACAAAUUUGACAAUUAUUUUGACAGCAAAAUGAUUUAUGUUACAUAUAUGGAAAACGGAGCUGCCAGUAUUUCUAGUUCUGGUGUUUGGGAGACAAGUUGUAAUAGUGAUGUAAGCAAAUUUCCUUUUGACGUUCAUGACUGUGUUGUUCAACUAGAUGCCCUUGAACCGAUGAGAGAUAUACAAUUAAUGUCUAAAAGUAAGGGCGUAUACAUAAACGCUACAAGUAUGCAUUCUGAAUUCAAGAUUCAAGAGACUUCCUUAUCUUCAGAACCACUGCAUGCUGAUAUCACGUGGUCACAGCUGACAUAUACAAUCAAGCUCGAGCGAAAGCCUCUAUUUAUGAUGAUGAACCUGGUAGUUCCAGUAUACAUUAUAAGUCUAGCCAACCUGCUGGUGUUUCUACUGCCGCUUGACUCUUCUGACAGAGUCGCAUUUUCUGUGACAAUGCUGCUGACAUUUACCGUUUUUAUGACAAUGGUUACAGAUGAACUUCCAGCCACGGACAAGUUAUCUCAUUUCAACACGUUUUUGCUCCUGCAGUUGGUUUUUAGUACAGUUAUAACAGUAUGUGUUUUAUUUAUUCAUUACAUUUACAGAAAAGAGGAUGAAACACACGCAACUCCAAAGUGGGUUGACUGGAUUACAAAUCGGAAGUCUAAGGAAAACAUGGUCGAACCGCUCGAGAAACAUUUUGAAAUCGAAAAGAAAUCGACAUGGAAGAAGAUUGCGAGAAUGGUAAAUAAAGUUCUCCUGAUUAUAUUCUCAAUAGUUAUUCUCGCAGAAUUCGCAUUCUUUUAUUGUGUAAUUUCAGUUUAG